This is a messenger RNA of Syzygium oleosum, 1011 nucleotides long. Its product is annotated as kinetochore protein NDC80 homolog. NCBI's taxonomy places the organism in Eukaryota, Viridiplantae, Streptophyta, Magnoliopsida, Myrtales, Myrtaceae. The record is from RefSeq and is a predicted model, not a curated record. The transcript has 3 exons. The coding region runs from base 222 to 770 and encodes 182 amino acids.
AAUAACCAUGAAUAAUGUGUCGAGUUAUUCUAUGUGCCAUGUUUGAGGUUGUACAGCUUCCAUUACGAUGUUAUCAUCCCGUCGAGUGAUUUCUUUCUUUUGGAGUGAUUUUCUGUAGUCCUUCUCCUUCAACUACUCUUUUGUUUUGUGAUUUUGGGUUAAAGCUUGGUUCAGAUUACCAGUACGUGUUGAAUGCAAAAGGGUCUACACCUGCGGAGGUGAUGGGCAUUGACUACAAGUCAACCCUAAAGCCGGCACUCGACAUGCAUGCCGAUGACAUCAACAAAAGCUCGGUGGAGAAACUUGAAGAGUUAAUCAUCUUUCAGCAACAGUCCAAAGAAACUGCUGCUAGAAUUGAGGAGAAGAGAAACCGUGUCUUGCAACUUCAUUCACGUGUUGAGGAACUUGAAGAUCAAAUGAAUCUACUGAAGCAAGAAAUGCAAGACUACAUUCAUAGAUGUGCACUGGAGGUGCAAAGGAUGGUGGAGGAUGUUGAAGUAGAAGCUCAUAACUUGAACAUCGUGGAAAGAGAAGCUGCAGAGGUCUUGAAGACAUCUAAAAUAAAGCAGCAGGAAGCCAUCAAAGAAAGCGAAGAAGAAAUCCAGAAGCGCGCUUUUGAGCUCUUUUCAUUGGUUGAUAUGGUCUCAAAGCACGAAGAGUAUAUGGAAUGCAAAAUCUCCGAGAUAAAGACCAAUCUCUCGGAGACCGCUAAUACUAUCUCGGCAGACUACAGAGCCUCCUUGCCUGCACAAAUGAGCUCAGUGAUUUGAAGCAUGUGAAUCGUCAAAAAUAGUAAGCUAUACAAUACCAUCGUAAAUCCUCGUUCUCUCGGUGUGUUUUGUUUUCUGAUCAGGCAACUGCCAUUCUAUUGCUUGCUUCUCACCUAACUGGUGUCUCUGCGACUUGGGUACACAAUUGCCUCAUUAUGCACAUGCCUUACUGUACUUAAACAAGCGGAAGUGUCUUCUAGUCUUGUGAAAAUGAAUAUGUCAAUCCGGUCAAACUUUGUGG